CGCAACAACGAUCCAACACCCCAAGCCCAUCAUCACCAUGGCCCCCCGACUCAUGGGGCUGCCCACGCAGCUUCAAAAGUUUAUCGCAAGGCCGUUCCAGGCGUCACCGCUAGCAUUCCUCGUCCCGCAAUUCCAGCAGCGCGGCGCGCACAUCCUCUCCUCGCUCUCCGACAAUCCUUCGGCCUACAACAAGCGUAUCCGCCGCGGUCGUGGUCCUGCUUCCGGCAAGGGUAAGACUUCCGGUCGUGGUCACAAGGGUCAGGGUCAGCACGGAAAGGUCCCUGCCGGUUUCAAUGGUGGUCAGACCCCCGAUAUUGUUGUCCACGGAGAGCGUGGAGAAAAGAACCUCUUCGCCCUUGAAAUGGCCCCCGUCAACCUCGAACGCAUCCAAGACUGGAUCGAUCAAGGCCGCAUCGACCCAACCCGCCCAAUUACCGUCCGCGAACUGACCAAAUCCCGCUGCAUCCACCAGCACAAAGACGGCGUGAAAGUCCUCGGCGGCGGCGAGGGGAUCCUGAAACAACCAAUCCACCUAGUCGUAUCCCGAAUCUCCUCAUCGGCAAUCACCGCCAUCGAAGCGGCCGGCGGAUCUGUCGCCACGCGCUUCUACACACGUUCCGCAAUCCGGCACAUCAUGGCUAAGGAGUCGCACCCCUUCAUCUCGAUGGCGUGGGCGGCUGAGAGCGGGUCUCAGGAUCUAUUGAAGGCGGAUGGAGCCCCUGAGGAGCUGAGCGAGGCGAAUGUGAUGAAGGAGCGUGGGUUCCGGUAUAGGCUGCCUGAUCCGACGCGCAGACGCGAUAUUGAGUAUUACCGUGACCCUGCGCAUCGCGGCUACUUGAGUCAUUUGCUUAAGCCGAUGGAAGGACCCAGUUUGUUCUUCCGCUCGCCUGAGGAGCGGAAGUCUACUGCUGGUGUUAAGAAGGAGAAGGUUUUGCCGGAGAACAGGCUCUGGUAG
Molecule: messenger RNA, 955 nt
Organism: Penicillium cinerascens
Lineage: Eukaryota; Fungi; Ascomycota; Eurotiomycetes; Eurotiales; Aspergillaceae
Product: mitochondrial 54S ribosomal protein uL15m
Exons: 2
Coding region: 38-955 (305 amino acids)
Biological process (GO): translation
Cellular component (GO): mitochondrial large ribosomal subunit
Molecular function (GO): structural constituent of ribosome
Source: RefSeq, a predicted model, not a curated record